AUGAGCUCUCUGGUGGCGUCGAAAAUAAUUGGCAAAAUUGCCAAGCUGCGCUUCAUGCCCAUCAAGGAGGCGACGGCAGCCCAGCGCGAGACGAUCCUGGCCGUGGCUUCGUGGGACGACGACGACAGCCUUAUUCAGCUCUGGAACAUCUCGAGGAAUGAUGAAACCGAUGAGCAAUGCGAGCCGCAAGUUAUGGCACAAGCCAAUAUCCAGGGCGACGUUGCCGCGAUGGAGUUCAUCGAUCCCAAUAACCUCAUCGUAGCCACAUCUGCCAGUGAGCUCGUCUUAUUUGAAUGCUCUGCAUCGUCAAUCACAGAGACCCGUCGAUGGCCGGCGGCGAUCGAGUCCGCGAUGCCUUAUUCCGGCCUUGCCGUGAGACAGGGGACCGAAGGCGCGGAAGUUGUCACAGUAGGAGAGGACGGUUUCAUAAAAAGGUUCAUACUUAAAGAUCCCAAAGACACCCCCGCCCAGUCAAUCGAGUCGGGAGCCGACUCUCUUACCUGCGUAGCCUACCUCGGUCAAAAUGAAGUAGCCGUAGGGAACCUCGCGGGACGCCUCCAAAUUUUCGACCUCAACAAAUCUCAAGAAGUUCGAGCUUGCCUACUGCGUCAAGACGAUCUCGUCGGCAUCACAUGCAUUUUGCAGCACCCAUCCCAACCGCAUCUGGUAUUCUGCGGCACGGAAGCGGGUUCGAUCUGCGUUUGGGAUCUCCGUCAAGAAGAUCAGCCCAAUCCAUCCGCAUUCUACAACUGCCACACCGUUCUCAUUCCCGAGCUACGCUUUCACGCAUUGUCGACUUCUCAUCUCAUAAGCGUGUGCUACGACGGAACAGCCCUCUGGUGGAACGCGAGCAAACUCAUGAGUCCCUUCGAGACUACAGCGGCUCUCGCGUCCAACCGAGAACUGAAGAGAACUCAGAAUUCAGACACGAGUGGCUGGCUUAUGCCGGAUGUCAUGAAAGAUCGCAUGGAAAUUGAGAGACUCGUGGAGCCGUCGAUAUUCUGCGUGAACUCUGUCGAUUCCAGUGGAGAUUUGGUUGCCGUCGGUGGUGAUUCGGAAAUGCUACAGAUUUUUCUAUUCCGGUGUAAAUAUAUUGCUAUCCAAGCUCAGCGACGAAUGAUUGAGUAA
Messenger RNA from Galendromus occidentalis (western predatory mite), 1128 nucleotides. RefSeq names its product nucleoporin Nup43. Lineage: Eukaryota; Metazoa; Arthropoda; Arachnida; Mesostigmata; Phytoseiidae. Gene Ontology annotation, molecular function: protein binding. Gene Ontology annotation, cellular component: nuclear pore outer ring. The record is from RefSeq and is a predicted model, not a curated record.